AUGUCCUCACAACAAAACUCACCUACUUCCGCCUCGGGCUCUGGCUCUGGCCCUAUCCCGCGCAACACUCUUCUCGGCCUGCCGGAAGAGCUUCAAGCUCUGAUCGUCGACAUAACCGACAAAGGCGGUGAUACCAACGUGGACACUUUAUGUAGGCUGACCCUGACCUGCACGCAUAUGCACCGGAUUGCCCGUUCGUAUGUAUUCCGCGCUAAAGACUUUAGAGUGUUUCGGCGGGCUGUUGAGUCGGCCUACGUGCCGAUGAUGCGUCUUUGUGAAGAACACGGCGCCGCACCGGUCGAAAUAACCUGGCCUGUAAGACCGUCGUGGAGGGAGUAUCGACCAAUUGAUGCUCUACUCCUCAACUUGGACGAGCGGCCAGAUAGUCGGCGAAGCGAACAGCUGCAGAACAGAAUUCGGGUAAGUGUCUACGAAGCUCUGAAGUGGCUCCUUGAGAAGGGUGCUGACGCGGAAGCGAACUUGGUAAGUGAAUCGUUCAACGGUUUUCGUUACGAACGACUGGAUAUGGGUCUUGGACAUAUGCCCACACGACUCCUGAAGCAACUCCAAAUUAACAUUGGUAGACCUGGAGUUGAAAUGUACCUCAACAUGAUUGAGCUGUUGAGUAGCCAUGGCUUUCCGAACCCAACUCGAUCCAACUCCCUCGACAGCGUGUUAGCCACCGACGUGGUCCCGUUCUACCAUGCGGCGUCUGACUGGGCGGACACGCACCCAUACCCUUUUGUCGACGGUGCGAUAACGGAGACUUAUUUCACGGAGUCUCCGAUAGACCUGGCACUCAAGUCGCACAUCCCGCCUCGUCUGCUGGAGUUGAUUUUGAAGGAGUAUGCCAGUCGAGGUGUCAGCCUACUGACAUUGUACGACGAGUGUCCAGAGGGUCUCAAGAAGACCUGUAAGGGAAAGAGGCCUGGAAGGGAUGAUGACUGGGUGGGCGUUAGUUCCAUUGGUACACUCAUCGGAACUCUUCAUGCUGAUUUGCACAGCACAUCGGCGACCCGUUGGAAGGCAUCGUAUCAUGGAGAAGUCGCUGACAUUUUCCGGCAGAAGCUCGACAUCAUGGUCGAGUACGAGAUGGUUGACGUGGUUGAGGAGGCUCUGCUUAAGAGUAUACUCGGGGCUCUGUACAUCAUCACAGCUCAAAUUUCUGCGACAAGGCGCGGAAGGCCGGCGCAGUUCAAGCGCUCGUGGGUGACGCUAUGUGAGGCAGUACGGCCCUAUUGCACCAACGAGUACGAUUUACUGUACGAUAUAAACGGCACAAUUAUUCGAAAUGGACCUGGGCGUGUCCAUGAGUUCGCUAUUGAUACCAGGUGGAAUCCAUGGUAUAUGUGGUUCGUGUGGUCUGAUGCAUGCAGACGUCUUAAGCUGACGAAACAGAAGAUCAGUGAAACCGACUUCUCUGAGAAUAGAAGGUUUUUCUGGCAGAAAUGCCAUGGGUAUGAGAUCGAGUUCAUACUGGGGUAUUUUGAUCGUGAUAAGGUCCAGCCUUGGUACGACAUUGAUGUGGACGAGUGGUGUCGGCAGAUGCUGGAAGCUUUUACUGAGGACGGGGUUCGAACUGACUUGCAGGAUGAUGUUCGCAGCUGGUGUGAGUCCAUGCAAGAAGAAUAUGAUGAAGAGUCAAUCUACCUUGAAUGGUGGAAGCAGCUCACGAGAACGUAA
Messenger RNA from Fusarium oxysporum Fo47, 1683 nucleotides. RefSeq lists its product as uncharacterized. Lineage: Eukaryota; Fungi; Ascomycota; Sordariomycetes; Hypocreales; Nectriaceae. The transcript has a single exon. The record is from RefSeq and is a predicted model, not a curated record. Bases 1 to 1683 code for a protein of 560 amino acids.